GGUGGCGGUAGAGCAACACUUAACGAACCCGCUGCAGUUAAAUCUCAGUGAGGAAGAAGAUCUGAUCUCCAGGAAACAUGGCGCGGGUUGUGUGUUGGUCAGAGUCCCUCCUCUGCAGGAUCGGGAGGUGAGCGUUGUUGUCACCGCGGGACUCGAACCGAGAAACGGUGAGGGAGCCACGGUCGGGAGGAUAAGUCGCAGUCGGUUCGGUCCGUGUCCCGACAAUGGACGACAUCCUACCGCGAAGAGAGGCGGGUCGUCCGCGGAGGAGGAGGGGGUCUGCUGCUGCCUCGGAGCUCGGAGCUAACGCUAGCCUCCAAGACGUCGAGGUGGUCGAUGUGUACCCGACCAGAGAGCCUCAACCCUGGGCGGACAGACUAAGUGCCGCCGCAGGAAGGAUGGAGAUGAGGAACUCGGCACCUCAAAUGGUCCACCACCGGCAUAUGCCGAUGGGGCCCCUCAAGUUCCCUAUACCGAAAAAAACCAAGGAAAACCGAGCUCUCUUCCAGGACAUUUCCACAGAGUCCAGGGAAUAUGAGGACAUGAUGACUAUCCUGACCUCCAGCUACCUUGACACAACCUCUUCAGGCUGCUUCACGUACAGCAAACCAAGGCUUGUCCACAGUGAGCUGCUCGAAAAAGAGUUUGUGGAGAAGAGGAAGGAGAUGAAGACAGAGGGGAGGACAGACAAGGAGCUGGAGGAGAGCUACUGUUUCCUGUUAGCUGACUCUGCCAAGCUGCCCCAGAUCUGUGAGAAAGGCCUGUUGGUGAGUCAGAGCUGGAUAACGGUGCUGGGAAACCCAAGUAAAGGUGUGUAUCUGUCCAGGUACUCGGACCUGCUGCAGAUGAACGCCUUCACCCCUGGAGCCACAGGGGAGAUCAUCAUCUUCAAAGUGAUGAAGGGAAAAGUGAAGAGCAUCUAUGAAAACAUGAAGAACCUUCUCGACCCAACACCUCGCUUUGACAGCCACGUCUCCAAGAACGCCAGCAAAAUCACGUCGGUCAACUCCUACCGCGCCUUCGAACUCACACAGCAAUACUUCUACGAGUAUGAAUUUGAUGAGCUGCGGUCGCGGCCUCGCCAGGUGUGUCCAUACGCUGUCGCCACCUUUCAGAUUAAAGGAAAAGACUCUCCACUUCCCAGCAAACCGUUGGCACCCAUCAGGAUGAACAGUCAGUCAGUGGACGGGAGUAAAGAGCGUGCUCAGUUCACAGUGUGGGCUGGCGAUUUGGUGAAAGGUGACAGAGUUCUCUUCCAGAUCUCCCUGCGCUCCUUCUCUCCUCCCUUCUUGCCACACAGGCUACCAGAGAAGUUGGAAAUAAGUCACCUGCUGACGCUGGAACAGGUCACCAAGCUCCUCCCAUCCAGCCUGUUCUCUUACGACCUCUACAGCAGCAGCCAAGAAGUUGUGAGAGAUGGACAUUGCUGCAGUCUUCUCGAGGCGGUUGACAGGAAUCGCUCUACGACCAGUGUGACGAGUCUGCUGCAGGAACUGGAGCUGAAGAGAGUGGUUGUGGUGAUUCCACUCACAGAGAGAGGCUUUCUCUUCCUCCUGUCCAGCGUUCAGAUGGCCGCACCCACUGAGAGAGGCGAGAGCUGGAAGAGGAGUCUUCAGGCCUUGUUCGUGUUCCCAGAGACCAGAGAUAUCGCCAAAUCCACACCGCAGCGUGCCUCCUCUUCCCAUGACGCCUCGGAGUCACAGAUGUCUGGGGCCGUAGCGAUGCCGCGGCUGAACCAGUUCAUCCCGGCGCUGCACCACGCCCUGGUCAAAGCCCGCGCCAACCCCCCACCUGAGCUGUCAGCGGGCGUGGAGCGCCAGGCGCGAGAAUACCUCGUUGGUUUGAAAGACGGCAAGGUCCGACAGUACCCCAUGGGUGAGUACGACUCCAGACUGGAGGAAGGGGAAAACCAGUUUUCUCCCAAACAUCGGGCCAACGUGGACGGCUACCUGCGCUCGUACCUGUACAGCCCCGGCCUCUACCUGCUGUCGCUGGCCCGGGCCAAGCAGGUGGUGGAGGCUCACUGUGGCCCGGAGCAGCCGCAUCACGAGCUGAAGCCCAGGAAGAGUUGCGGAAGCCAGAGAGAGGAGACGGGGCACGAGGCGACAGCCAACGCAAGGGACGGGCAGAGCAACACUCAGAAGAUGCAGCAGCUGAUCGACCUCGUUUUGACCUGUAAGAGGAACGCAGAAAACGAGGUCAAGAGGGAGGAAGGAGAAGGACCGAAGGCGGCAGGAAGGAAGAGGAAAAUGGAACAGGAGACGGCGGAGAGGGCCCUUAAGUUCCUGAAAGCAUCGCAGGAACCCGGGAGACCCAACAAAAUCCAAGUCGAGGGAAGCCACAUCCCCUCCUCUCCUGUGUCUUUUGCGUCUGUGAUCGCCUCGGUGGGUUUGAGGGACGUUGAUUUGCGAGAAGACGGAUCUGAACUAGCAGCCAAACUCAUCAGCCUGCUGACAGGCCUCAACCUGGCUGCCAGGGGACUAACAAAUCCGAGCCUUUCAGACAUGCAGGAGGAGCGGCAAAGAGAGUCGUCUCCGUUCGACAGGCUGGCCACCAAGCUGGGCCUCCCACCCAACUGUGACAUUGACCUGAGGAAGCAGGAGGAGCUGGAGGAACAGACGGCGGGCAGCGUCAGCAGUUUGGAGGGAUUCAGUCCCGGCUCCCACAGCGGGGAGAUGAAUCACCACGGAGCAGCAGGAAGAGGAGGGACGGGGAGGAAAGCAGGAGUUUACGAGGAGGAGGGGCAAGACGGGGAGAUCCCGUGGGUCCUCAUCCCCAUAACAGGUCUGUGUUCGGAGCGGUACAACCACAGCGACAGGAACAUCCCUCAGGACCCCCGUUUCCACCACCUCGCCAUGGCAACAAGCAUCAGUACGACAACCAAGCCUCCCAGGCAGAGCCCCACCUUGUCUCCUGAUCCCAGCCCUCCUCUCUCCCCCUUCCAGUGUCCCUCCCUCGAGGCCAGCUCCCCUCCCUCCCUAUCCCAGUGCCCGUCACCUGACCCCAGCCCGCCGCCUUCCCCGUCCCAGUGUCCAUCUCCAGAGCCCAGCCCCCCACCGUCCCCGUCUCAGUGCCCGUCCCCGGAGCCCAGCCCCCCCCAGUCUCCCUUCAGGCCCCCGUCUCCGCAGCCCGCUCCCCUAGCAACGUCCUCUUCCCUGUGUGUGUUCCCUAAAACCAGCCCUCCCCCUUCUUUCUCACGCUGCCAGCCCCUGGAGCCUAAUGAGCUCAUCCCGCUUAAUAAGAACCAAAGUGGUGCUAACGAGGAACAGUUGGCACCAGAGUCCUCCAGGGAGUUUGCAGGAGUUUCCAUUUACAAGGAACAGAAAUCUCAGGGGAACCCAUCUAUUUAUUUAUCCAACCGUCCAUCCAACGCAUCAGCUCCACAGCGGAGGACUAACUCCUCGCCACCUCCCGCUGACUCACUUUUGAAGAACGAGCAAGAGAAACAGGCAGCUGAGAAAGGACAAACCAAGGGGGAGGUGACAGAUUCAUCUACUGAAAUGGAGCAAAGGGGGAAAGUGAAGGAACAGGUCGGGGUUUCUUUGUUUUCCCCUUCCGUCUCCUCCACUGCCGCGUGUCCCCGCAGAGACAUCGACAGCAUCGUCGACCAACAUCUGGGCGACUUCUCCUCUGACGUGCAGCUCCUCCUGCAGGAGGAGAGCGUCCACUACAGCUUCCCGCAGUCGCCGCACUCCACUUUAAACCCGGACGCCGCCGCGCCGCAGCACACGCUCCCGUACGUCUCCGUGGCCCCGUUCUCACAGUACGUGUCUUUCUACAACCCCUGUCCCGCAGUGCACGACUACGUGAGCUCACUGCAGGACAACAUUAACAACAUGCUGACGGAGUUUGAGGACACGUGGCCUCGCCAGAAGCCCGACGCGAGCCGGACUAGCGCCGACAGCACGUUGGCUAACACGGUCAGCGCUUUCGUGGCCAGCGUCCGAGCAGCUAACGCUAAAACGGACGCGGAGGACGAGGUCCCCGCUCCGUUCGGUGGACAGACGGCCGCCGACGGGCAAAAAAAAACUGAAGCGUGGCAGCCGGACGCAACAAACUGCAGAAGUUCUCCAACUUCUUACGUAUCUUUUUCCGUUCCUACCUCCGCGUCCAGCUCUGUCUACCAGUUGCCCAACACGGACGUCCCCUGUUCCCCUAACACAUCAGCUCAGUCCCAGUGGAAACCACAACGAAGUCAUUCUGUGACACAAAACACCGCCAGGGCUGGACACUGCACUGACGGCGCGGAAGGUCAAGCUACGAGCCGCGAUGCGAGUCUCUCAGGGUUCGGCGGUGUCUCUAAGACUUGGACGGACUCUCCCCACGCCCUCUCUCCCUCGGAGCCCGUCUCCAGCUCCACGUCCGCCUCCGUCCCAGGCGCCGUCCCCGCGCCGCCGGCCACAGCCCUGACCUCCCUGAUCAGCCAGCUGCAGCCAGAGGUGUUCAACAACCUGGUGGAGAUCAUCAAAGACAUCAAGAAGAACUCCCUGCAGUUCUACCUCCACUGCACCGAGCCAGGAGACCAGGUCUACGAAGACGUCAAGGAUCACCUGUUAAAGCAGGGCAACGUGGAGCAGAGUCCUGUUUCCUUUUUGAACCAAGAGACGUCAGACAGUCGACUGCUGGUCAUCAUCAAGAACAAGGACAUAGCAGGACACGUACACAAGAUCCCAGGCCUGGUGUCUCUGAAGCGACACUCGUCCGUGGCGUUCGUGGGAAUCGACACUCUGGACGACAUCAAGAACAACAGCUACAACGAGCUGUUUGUCUCCGGAGGCUGCGUCGUCUCAGACGAGCUGAUCCUCAAUCCUGACGUCAUCAGUCACGAUCGACUUGCUGCUCUGCUGAUGUUCCUGGAACAGCACAGUUCUCUGGACAGUGUGUGGAGGUGGAAGAUUCACUGCAAAACCCACAAAAAGCUGAAAGAACAAUCCAGGUUCAGGAGGGAUGCAGCGAACCUGCUGGAUUUGCUGUCGGUUUAUCAGAAGAGGCAGAUUGUAGAGUUCCUCCCAUAUCACCACUGUGACAUGAACAAUCACUCCCCAGACCUGGACUGUCUCAUCGAGCUCCAGGCCCGAUACACUCAGUACCGACACACCGUCUUCCUCACGGAGGACGGUUGUGAGAAGUUCUCCGCCUAUUCCAGUGGAGGAAUCAUUGUGGCUGGUAUUGAGGACAUUCUGCACAACUUCACCAGACUGGUUGGUUGCCAUGACAUCAAGGACAAGCAGCCAAUCAUAGACGAUCUGUUGGCUCCUAAAGGUCUCAGCAGACAGUUGAGUCACGGGGACUCUGUGUCUGGCUCUGAUCGAUCUCCCUCCAUCUUCCCAGAGCACCUCCCCUCCCUCUCCUCCUCCUCCUCCGGCAGCAGCCAACCACAGCACCUCCCCCCUCAGCCCAGCUCUGACCUCCCCUCCUCUCUCCCCCACACGUCCGACCAGCUCGUCCCGGACUCCUUCUGUAAGGACGGGGCGCCGCACCACUCGGAGACGGACUUCGAGGUCCUGCGUCUGGCCAUCUCUCAGCUCCGGGCCGAGCGUCAGGCUCAGCUGCACAACCUUCAGCAGCAGAAGCAGAAGUUGGAGUCUCAGGCAGAGCUCGAAGGCUUCCUCCCUCACCCCGUCUGUCCAGGCAGCCGUCCCACCUCCCCUCCUCUGGCUCAGGGACGUCCCACCUCCCCUCCUCUGGCUCAGGGACGUCCCACCUCCUCAGUCCAACUCACUCAGGGCAGGGAAGCGGUGUCGGCCACUCUGGAGUUAAUUCACUCUGUGCUGCAGCCAGAGCGGAUGGAGCAGGAGGAGGACAGAGACAACCGUCCCGCUGAGGGACACAGGAGGAGAGGGCGUCGGGACGGCUCUCUGCUGAUGAUGACGGGAGACGCGUCCGCUCUUUUUUCCCAUCGGACGAACUCCACCAGCGACCAGAGAGACACGAACUCAGAUCGACAGGGAGAGUUGAGAUUUUCAAAAGCAGCUCAGCAGGAAGCGACGUCCUCCGCCAACACGGCGUGUCCUGCAGCAGGACACAGGUCGAGAGAGACACAGGAACAGCCGCUAAGAGAAGAGGGAGCAUCACCGACGCCGGCCAACACCUCAGCUGCUGCUACCAAGGUAGCAGGAAGUGUCACCACGGCGACGGACCGGCAGCGACACCUGCAGCAGCCGAGACCGUCGUCGCUCCCCCACCUCCAUCCCCAGAGCCAGCAGCCGCGGGGCGUCGGCCUCCUGCAGCCUCCACACCUGCCUCCGCUCCACAGCCAGCAUUUCUCUGCAGGCCCCAUGCUGGGACCCCUGGCCUCCCUGGGGGGGAUAAGGGGGCUCCUGGGGCCCGCGCCCGUCUGGCAGGGUGGUUUGGGCCCCGCAGGUGCCGCCACCCUGGUCUGGGGCUUCCAGCCAACCGGCAGGGACUUGAGCGGGUCGAGGCUGCUGGGAGGGUACCACAGCUCUGCAGGUCAGGGCAGCGGCAGGUACAGGGGGGGCCAGCGAGGGGGCGGCUUCAAUGGGAUGUAACGUCAGCUGAACAGGUAGAAAACGGUACAACAGAACCAGACGGAAGACAGGAUGACAAUGUGGCGCCACACUGCAGCUCCAGAGCUUCUCUGUGAGUCUGGAUGUUUCACUCACUCAGGGUUCAUUAACUUUAAAAUACAAACUCGGCUCUAGUUGUUUCAUAUUAUAUUUAAGUUAGGAAAGAGCUGAUGUUGGAUUUAAAAUAAGAAAAACACGAUUUACGUGCUCCUAAACAACGGGUUCAAAAGAAUGUUAAUCAGGACGUUUAGAGCAGGUUCCUUUAGCUCAGCUACGUCACAUCAGGAGACAUUUGUUACACAGUGUUUGUGUAGCUGCUUGAAACGCCACAACAGGGAGACAAAUGUGUGACACCGUGGCUUUAAAUCUGAUCCAUGUUUUAAGGAUUUAAAGAACGAGUUCUGCUAAAUGGUUAAUCACAAACUGAAAAGAUGUGUGGGAAAAAAAUUAUUAUCUGAAAAAUGUUGUUUUUUUCCCACAUGAACCCUUUGAGACUUGGUCAGUUUCAGAUUUAAAAAGCUUUAAAUCUUCACAAUUAAGAGGUUAAAAGCAGCGUUUUGGGAAGUUGUCAUGGUAACUGAUUAUUUGAUUCAUUUUCGACACAACAGAAAUCAACAUUAGCUGCGACUGUCACACAUCUUCAUUGACAAACAUUUGUUGGCUUCACUGACUCACCUUGUUUCUCAGCCAGAUAUUUUCUGACAAUCUUGUAAUUUCUUGUGAACCCUUGAGUGACUGAAAUGUCAAAGAACAGGAAAAUGUCCCUGAAACUAGAUCAAAUAUAUGAGCAUCGCUUCAGUUCAGUUUAACUGAAAAUGAUCCCUUGGUUAGUUUUUAUUAAAACUCUGCAGACUGAGUCCUCAUAGAAGUUUGUGUGCUUGCAGUGUGUUGGGCCUCAUUGUAGAAACCGGUUUAAUUUCGUUGAGAGACGAGGUGGUUUCGCAGCUUUUAGACGUACACAGGAGAUUUAAUAAAAAAAAAAACACAAAAAAAAAAAAAUGACCACGAUAGUUUAUUUAAAUUUAGACAAGAGAAAAAGAAGCAGAUUCACACUGAGAUGUACAUAUGUUAAUUUCUGGUGUUCAGGUUUAAUCUGUUCAGGAGCUUUUUAGUAGGACUUCUCUUUUAUUACCGUGCACUGCUCUUCAAUUCCCAGCUUUCAUGAAUGCACCAAAACCCAGACAGUUCAUUUCUCCGGGAAAGGAGAGAGUUUCUUUUCUUUUCCGACACAGAAGUAAAUUUUUCUUAUUUCUUAAAGGCGUUUUCUACAGCGACGACGUUAUUUGUGGGAGCUGACACUGUGAGAAAAACAAAAAAAAAAAGACAGACUGCCUUAAACGUCUUCCAGUGGACACUGUUUAUAUCUUGUAAAAAGACAUUAUUUUUUUUGUACUGAACGUUUGGUUUGCUACCCUGUGUUGAGUCUGUUGUAUGUAGGUUGAGACUCUGUAACUGGUUUUAACUUGAAAAUCAUUUUCUAUGUUGUUGUUGUUUCUUUUUUUUUUUUACAACAGGUUUUUGUAUUAAAACUGCCUGCACAAACGA
This is a messenger RNA of Mugil cephalus (flathead mullet), 8072 nucleotides long. It is a transcript of the gene tasora, whose product is annotated as transcription activation suppressor a. Gene Ontology annotation, cellular component: nucleoplasm; heterochromatin. Bases 225 to 6509 code for a protein of 2094 amino acids. Gene Ontology annotation, molecular function: chromatin binding. Gene Ontology annotation, biological process: negative regulation of gene expression, epigenetic; protein localization to heterochromatin. The transcript has 28 exons. The record is from RefSeq and is a predicted model, not a curated record. NCBI's taxonomy places the organism in Eukaryota, Metazoa, Chordata, Actinopteri, Mugiliformes, Mugilidae.